Molecule: messenger RNA, 2625 nt
Organism: Neodiprion fabricii
Lineage: Eukaryota; Metazoa; Arthropoda; Insecta; Hymenoptera; Diprionidae
Gene: Dbx
Exons: 4
Coding region: 349-1890 (513 amino acids)
Biological process (GO): regulation of transcription by RNA polymerase II
Molecular function (GO): DNA-binding transcription factor activity, RNA polymerase II-specific; DNA binding
Source: RefSeq, a predicted model, not a curated record
GACCCCCAUGCUUAUGUCAGUCAGCAUUUCGCCGUCGAGUCACGAUCGCCGCACGUAAUUCUGGUCCUUUUCUGUUACAACGAUCAGCGGGUACAGCUUCCCUUCGCCGAGGAGCCGGUGCAGUGGUUGCAUUACGUGGUGCCUUCUGCGUGUGUUCCAUGGAUGCAUGAAUCGUGAUCGACGAGUUGUGCGCGAUGAGAGUAACGAUCUACGGGUCCUUGUAAAGUGGCAUUGGCAGCUGAGACGAGCGCGCGAAUUUCGAACAUGAGCCUCGGUACCGAGUGGAGUGAGUGAAACCCGCGCGAGAUUAUCGCGUCCCGCAGGAGCUUCGACAGAUUUUUGUAUGUGAUGUUCCCCUCGUCGGCAGCGAUGCUGAAGAACUUGCAACAGAGCGCCAUGACCACGUCACCGUUCCUCAUGGAGAACUUGCUGCAGAGCAAGGGUCCCGGCGGCGACUUUGCCAGUCUGACCCUGAAUCUGGCGAGCUACGUCGCUCGGCAACGGGAGAGAAUGGAGUCCGAAAGCAUAAGGGUCGAGCGGGAGCAGCAGGACCUCGAGAGGAUCCACGGACGGAGUGCGGAGAGGUCGAACUUCGGGGACUUCGACCGAUGCAGGAUGGACAGAGCGGCCAACGAGCGGGUUCAAGGUCUCAAGGACCUCCGGACCGACAGAUCCCAGGACCUCGACCAAGAGAGGAGGUCCAGCUCGGUCAUGGACGCCGACAACGAACACGGAACCGACGGCGGUAUAGACAGGCUUAACAACGUGAUGGAAAGACUCGCCGAGAGGAUCGAGAACCGUUCCAACUCGGCAAUGGACUAUCACUCGAUGGAGGAGGAUAGGGUCUCGGGCGACGCUGAAACCGGAUCUCAGGAGCGUGACAGACUCUCGAUACAAAUGGACAGGGGAUUCGAUGUCGGUAGAAACGUCAUGAGAACUUCGGACGAGAUGAGGAUGCACAUCGAACGCGAAGGCGACAGGAUUGACAGGAUCAGCGAGGAAACUUGCACCUGUGGAGAUGAUCGGUGCACUGGAACCGGGUGCAGGAGGAUUCAGGAGAAGGAGAAACCUCAGCUGAAAUUCAGCGUCAACGCCAUCCUCGGCGGCAAUCACGAUCGGCGGCCCAAUCCUGAUACCUUCCAAGGCCUGCCGCCUGGAGCCAUUCCAGCUUUCCUUCACAAUCUCCAGAAUUCCGCGGGUUACAAUAUCGCCAAGCCGAUAGCCAGGCCCGCAGCUUAUCAUCCCCAUCAUACGGCUCUCCCUGGCCAUCAUCCCGGCCAACAUCAGCUGCCGCCGAACGCCCAUCACACCCUCCAUCAGCUGCUGGCUUGCAGAGGACCUUACCUCACUGUAGCGACCCCAGGAGCGGGAGGGCAUCACCCUGGGGCCCCGGGUGGAGGUGGAGCUUUUCCAGGCGCAAUGCAAGGCAGCCUUGGGGGUCUGGCCAGCAUGGGUCUUGGGGGCCUAGCGGGAGGUUUUCCGUGGGCAAGUAGCGCGCGAGGAAAGCCUCGUCGAGGAAUGAUGCGAAGAGCGGUCUUUUCGGACCUGCAGCGACGGGGCCUGGAGAAGAGGUUCCAGCUUCAGAAGUACAUUAGCAAACCGGACCGCAAGAAACUGGCGGAGAAGCUUGGCCUGAAGGAUUCGCAGGUGAAAAUAUGGUUCCAAAAUCGGCGCAUGAAGUGGAGGAACAGCAAGGAACGAGAGCUGCUGGCCGCCGGAGGUUCGCGAGAGCAGACUUUGCCGAACAAGAACAAUCCCAAUCCGGACUUGAGCGACGCUGACGGAGACAGACCGAGACUUGAUCUGAGCGAUGCGAGUCCUCUGACCAGUCCGCAAAGGCCGGACGAGCAGACGGACAACGAGGACGAGGAGGAAAUCAACGUCACGUGAUAAAAUGAGCGAGUUUUGUCACCUCAAACGGGGGCGGGCUGCGAGAGAAUCGGUUCGAAUUCCCUUGUUGCAGGAAGAAUUUGCGCGAUAUUUCAUUACGCAAUAUUCCCUGGAUAAGGACUAACAUUCCUGUUACGAUACGAUAAAUUUUCCUUGCUAUCCGCCGGGUCGAAUUUUGAUGUGGCUUGAUUACGGUUGGGCUGUUGAGAUUUUGGCCGAUCGUCAGGCAUGCUUCAAGCAACGUGCCGAAUGCCAUAGGAUAUUUUGCCGUUGUGAAAAUCUGGACGAAUAUUGGAAAUCAAUUUGCACCGGUUUUGAAUCCGUUCUAAUUACCUGCGUUCGUCGAAUUUUCUUGCCGUACGAAUUGGUUCCAAUAUUUUUUCGCGACUUCGAGUGCUUUUCCUGAUUUUUCUAAGAUCGUAAUAAAUUUGUUAUUCCUGAAAAAUAUGUUUCUACUUAACCAAGCGCGUCGUCGCUCUGCUCCGAUGUGCGGUAUCGAUUUCGAAUAAUCUAUUACAAACACCAAAGUAAAGUAUUCCUGUAUUUAAAUUUAUGAAAAAAAUGUAUUAUAUUGUAAUUAGCACUGACCGUAUCUUGAAAAAAUAUCUUCUAAAUUAAAUUAUUAUGGGAAGGUACGCGAGCGAUGUGCGGUUGAAAUUGUACGUCGCGGAACAGCGGCCGAGAUUAAAUUAUAUUGUAAGAAUAAGUCCACAACCAAAAUGUAACUAUAUUACU